CGCUGCUAUGCCUCCUUUCGAUAAGUCACGGAAAAAGACGGAUUGCAAGUUGUGAUGCUCCGACCUUUCGACUUUCUCAAGAGAAUUAACUGCCACAAGGUGUCCAGCCAUGUGUGCACUGUGGACAGCAAGUUGACACUCUCGGCACCCCUCAUACCGUUCGAUAUUCAACUUAACGAGUUCGCAUCGAAGCUUCGGUCUUAUAAACUGCAAGCGUUGGGCCAGGCUAUUCUACACAGUGCGAUAUCUGUUCGGUCGCCACAUGGCGGUGGGGACCUUGGUGCUCGGCAAAACAACUCGGUGAAAAUUACCGAACGUGGCAAGGUCGUGGAGAAGUCAGAGCCUGUCCAGAAGUCUGAUAUUGCGCCACGUUCGCUGGCGAAUACGGUGUCCAAGCGGUCUGCGCCGGGUCUGAAGCGAGGACAAGGUCCAGCGGAAGUCUCCUCUUCACGUCAUGCUGGUGCCAGCGAACUUCCGGAGUAUUCUGAGAAGACGGAGGCGGACUUCUCGGCUAAGCAACAUGUGCUUGAGAGAAAUGCUGAAGGGAAUGAAGGACAUGACGACGAAGCAGACGAAGAGUUCGCUGGCUACGACGGUGGUGACGGUGAUGAACAGGGAGUCGGGGACGGCGAGGAAGGGGGGGGAGACGAGGACGGAGGGGACAAUGAUGACGGUGGGGAUGACGAGGAAGACGGUGACAGUCGUCGUGCCCUCGGAGACGAUGAUGACGACGAGGGAACUGGGGGUGGGGGGGCGGUGGACGAAGAAAGCUACGAAGGGGGGAGCGAAGGGGAGCAGGACGAAGCCAAUGAGCACGGAGUGUCUGUCAAUGAGUCUCGCAAAUCCGUCGGCAGUCAGAGGCUUCGCUCUGGUGACGAGGCCGACCUGUGGUUCGACAGAAAAAUGCGCCAUAUCGACGCAAGGAUUUGUAACGAAGCGUUGGAGCCCAAAGACCGUUUCGAUAUAAUGGACAGUGAGGAGGAUACUGAUGAUGACGACAUCGACCUGCCGCAGCCUGAUGCAAGAAACCACGCAGUCGACGAGAACAUGCGCAUCGGGUCCUUAUCGGGGGGGGAUCCGAUGGUGGUUGAAGUCGGGAGACCGAAAAUAGCCAGGUGCAAAACCGCCCAGCUCACAGAAACGCAGACGUCAUCCCCAGGAGAUGGGACCGAGGCAAACACUUCGAAAUGGAAAGACAAGCGAGGCACCCCAGGGUUUCCAACGAUGAUGAGGCAAAUGUUCACCCGCGUCAUGGAAAUGCCAACAGAGAAGCAAACUCGUAGUCAUCAUGACGACGCAGUCCCCGGGGAGGAUGACAUGGAUCUGGAGAACGAGCCGUUGUUCCGCAUUCCAGAUGACGAGGACAAAGAUCUAACUCCUGGAGAUGAAAUUGAAAGUCACAUGAAGGAGAGCAAAGGAGGACCUCACUUUUUGGACACCAAGUUCACAGAGACUGAGGUGGAAAAGGCGGCAGGUCCGGCAUGCGGUGGGGAAGGGGCAGAAAAUACAAAGGAACAGGGGGAAAAGGAGGCCACAACCAACGAAGAUGCGGGAGAUGCGGGAGAUGGGGGUGCCCAGCGGGUGCCAAGUGGACUGGGAGACCCGUUGUCGGCAGGCGACAGAGGCAUGUCGUCACAUGGAGGACGGAGUGGGGGGGAUCACGAUGCGGAAGGUGCACUAGUAUUUGGGGAAACAAGUCCGCCGGACACUACCGAGCCUUUAACGGAUAACAGAGAUGAGGGGGACAAACUUCUGCACAUGGUAUGCACUCGCUCUGGCUCACAGAUAGCCCCAGACUCAAUGGAGAGGGAAGAUGGUGGUGGUAUAGAGGGAGUUUGUAUGGCUACUAGUCGUGAAGUGGGAGAUGAUGAUGAGGAAGCUGACGCGGAUGCGAACCUCGAACAAAACAUGGACGUGGACAAAGAGGAUGGAUUGGGAAAGGAAGCUUCUUGUCGUGGCCGAUCCCGGUGGCGGCAGCGAGCAUGUGAUCGACUUGAUCGAGCAAUCAUGUGAGAACGGUGGAAAGUCACAYAGUGAGGGAAGAACGUUGUCAUCUGCCGAGCCAGA
Molecule: messenger RNA, 2067 nt
Organism: Chara braunii
Lineage: Eukaryota; Viridiplantae; Streptophyta; Charophyceae; Charales; Characeae
Source: the annotation of a GenBank genome assembly